UGGCGUUCCGUUUUGAAUUCGGUCAAUGCAGACAACCGCCUAACUCGCAGUAUAUUGUUCAUUGCACUCCGCGUCAUUGACCAUUUGCAGAUUAGGACGUUAAUUGUUGAUAUCUUCUCUUUUCUACCAUUACCGUGAGAUAGAGAGCGCCUUCCGCGUGUGUACGCGUGUUACUACCGAGUGAAGGUGGCCAGUCUGAACUGCGAAGUCUGGGGCCCCACGCUUACCCGAGUUUAUAAGCGAAUCUGCCGCCGCUCUCUCAAAGCUCGAUUUAUACUCGGGCUCGCUGAAACCAGUGUAUUUUUAUGGAAUCUCAGCUACUGCUGAAUAACAAGCUGAUGUGCGCGUGAUCAAGCGUCUGAGGCAAUCAUACUUGGUUCCAAAAUCGAUUCGUUAACAAUAACUUGAGCUCUCUCUCCUCGUCCAUCAGCAUCUUAUCCACAGCGCAGUAAUAACUUUACUCCCGAUAUACACAAAUUACAGUAUUUAGCCUACUGCUAUCUUGACGGUUUUGCGUUCUGUGCCAAUUUUAACGGACCUCGAUCUCGAUUGUCACUUUAGCCCGGACUAUUGACAGUGUCAAGCUCUGUGUGUCAAGCCUGUUCCAUCUGCGCGCAUCCCAUUCAAAGAAACACUGUCACACUGUGUAAUUGAGUCGCGAUAGCUCGCUAAACUGCAGUGUCAACUCGCUCACACGUGGUGUUUUUUACGUUCCUGCAGUCGAAUCGACUACGUAAAAUUGAUAUAUUUGUGUCGAGUGUUCAAAUGAAACCACGGAAGCAGUCCGUUCAAAGUACUUUGGUUCGUUCUAUUUUGGUUCGAGGUUAUGUGACUAGGGACUUUGUCAAUUCAAGACAUGAAUAAGUCUUAAUGACUUCUCAGUUGCUUGUAUGCUUACUUGGCACUUAUUGCAUUGUCAGAUAACAACCAACAGUUGUUGUCCAUUGUAAGAUAUGACGUUGAGUUACCAAUUCAAGCCAGUUCAUAAUGAUGAUCGAACCAGCUUAUAGUCUAGAGGAUGCUUGCCGGCAGGUCCAGCCAAUGAUAAACCAGAUAUCUAGAAGUCAACGAGAUUCUCAAAGCCAAAACCAAGGAGGCUUAGAAAUUACAGUGGGCAACUUGUCCAAAGUGGUUUUAAGUCAAAAAAAAGAUCAGGCAAUCAGCUCCCGGCAGAGCAUCCAAUGUAAACUAACAAAGCUAUACUUUGAGGAGUUGUCCAAUGGUCCCCAUGCCAAUUCUGACUCUGUUUUGAAUAAUUUGGAAAAUGAAGAUGACCUUCUGGGCAAAUUGGUGCAAAAGGAUGGCCUGCACACGCUGAUUGUGAACCUUUAUGCUGGCAACAAAGGAUACUCAUUGGCUGUGAGAAACAGUGGACAGAAGGGCCUGCAAUAUGACAAGCUGGGAAUCGCGUCCGAUGCAAGCGUAGGAUCAGUGUCGGAGACGCAGUUGAUGGGUUAUGAGCAGGGCGAAUUACUGACGUGCAUCGACAACGGUCAACUGCCGGGAGUCCUAGCGGAGCAGCUCGAGGCGAACAACUCGCAGCUAUUCUAUGAUGGCUGUAUUAUCGCCGAGGUACGAGACUAUCGGCGGGUGUAUCCGCACAAUAAUCCAGAGACGCAUCAUGUGCUCCUCAAGCCUAGCACGCAGAGCAUAUUGUCGGACGUGUCGGCGCUGACGAGUGACGGCGAUUGGAGCCAUGAAGAACGACUAGUACUAGAAUCGCAGAUCGUCGCGGCGACGCAGGGCCCACUCUGUCUUGACCCCAAUCCCAUUGCCGGCCUGACGAGCAGUCGGCUGCGACAGUGCAAGUCCCUUCUCGCCUCACAGCAGCUUGUGCGACAAGCUCGCAAGUUCUCGCAGGUCACGCUCAACCGUAAACGCAAGCUUGAACAGCUUGCCCAGCCUGAAGGCAUCACCAUUCAAGAUCUCAUGCAGAGGCUUCGCACGAAGCGCACCAGUCAGCCGUGUUCGACUGGUUCGGGAUCGGCCAGCUUCAGUACCACUGUCCCAGCGCCGUGUCUCCCGGUCCCGGCGCUUUCUCCUCCAAGCAGCCCAAUAGACGUACUGAGGUACGCUAAGGCUUACGAGCAGCCCAGAGAAACCAAAGACUGCUUGCCGCAACUUAUCGAGGAGUACAUACUGGAGACGGAGAGAGGUCAAGGUCGGAUUUACCACAUCAAAUUGUCUAUACUACAGCGACCUUCGAAUUCCGAGUAUCUGGGCGAGCUCUACGUAGAUAUAGACUACCGAGAAGCCGAAAAGAAGGGUUCUUCCUGCAGAUUUAUCUUGGGCACGCGAGGGCAAGCUAAUCACUACAUUCAGCAGUUCACGGAAAUUUUUACCGAGGAAGGUAGAAAGAAUGUCAAAAUUCAACAUAUCGUGCCCGGUCAAGCUCCUCGUGUUACUUGUACACCAAGUAUGCAGAGGAUGCAUCAACAGCAGCAGCAACAACAACAGGCACUGCAGCAUCAACACAAUUCAAACGCACAACGUCUCGUCCAACAAGUCAAGACGCAACUGGCUGCUCAGCAUUUACAACAAUCGCAGUCUCAGCGUGUUGCACAGCAGAUUCUAUCGGCUAGAACGCAAGGACACUUGAAUUCGUUAUCGGGCAACCAACUGAGUAGUUUAGCAGGUCAAGUGGCAAAUUCCAUCAAAGCUAUCACCGAAGCGGCUGUGAGACAACAGCAGCCUCAGCAACAAUCCAGUCAACCACAAGCACAAUUACCUACAGUGACGCAGCAGCCAGCAGUAGCAAGUUUGCUCAACUGCUUAGACGGCGCAGUAACGCAAGGUUUAACUGGGAUUGUUCAAAGUGACGACGGGGUGAAUUUGAAUGUGGAUCAGCAGCAACAGGUGAACGUGGCGCGCAUCCCAACGGUUGGCUCGCAGAAUUUAGAUAAUACAGCCAAGGUUGCGCUUUCGACCGCCGACAUAGCCGCCUGUAACGGAUCCGCCAACAUUCUAGUCUUCCAACAAAAAGCAGCACCGACGACAGUUCCUACCGCUUCUUCCAAUGUAUCCGUUCUGCAAGCGCAAUUACAAUCGGGAGCCCUGAAUAGCUUAAAUGAUGAUAGUGAUAGUGAUGCGGCACGGAAUUCGACAAAUUUAGCUAUUAGCGCUCUGGCGACGUCACUUAUGAAUUCUGCUCAGCAGUUUACAGCUCAACAACAAGCAGCUCAAGCGGCCGCCGCCGCAGCUGCAGCCGCUGCUCAAGCGGCGGCGUCCUCGACGUCGCCGUCUCCUGUCGCUUCAGUACUGAGCAACCCAGCUCCUCAAACUGCUCCAAAAUCAAACAACGCAGCUAUCCUCAGUCUGCUGAACAGCGCACCAGCUAAUUUACAGCAGAAAAAUCAACAAUCUCGGCGAAUUUCGUUAAACGCUGGCAGUUUACCACAGAGGGUUUUAGGCCAAGGCAAUCUUAUCACAGUUCCCAGUACAACUGGUCAAGUCAGAGUAAGUUUUAGCUCGGCUUUGACGGCAAAUCAAUUGGCAAAGCAGCAACCAGUCAAAGCAACUGCAGUUAGACUGGCUCGUGUGCAGGAUCCGAGUUCCACUUUAGGUCUGUCUAUGCCAGGUCUUUCGGCACUAUUAGCCGGUACUCCGAACGAAGACAACUCGGUGCCCGGCAUCACGGCGGCCUCAUCUCUCUUCGAGAGGCUGACUGCCUCCUCACAGAAUCAACAGGGCAGUCAACCUAAUAGUCCGAUGACUAGUCCGCCUCCCGCCACUCCUCCACUCCAGCAGAGUCAACAACAAGCCUCGGCUAACGUCAAUCUCCAGGGUGUCAACCUCUCCGGCUUGCAAAAUCCCAUCAACGGCCUUCAAAACGUUCAGGUCUCCAUUCCCGGUCUAUCGCAACCAAUCACAAUGUCUUUGAACGUUUCUGCAGCGACGCCAGGCAACAAUGUUGUCACUCCAACAGGAGUUAUCGUAUCGCUUCCAAUUUCCUCAGCGACUAACACUUGUUCGACUGUCUCUAGUAUGGUACCUGCAACUAUAGUGACCACUGCUGCCGCUGGAAACACUCCCACAGUCGUGAUAACGAAUCCUGCUAAUGCUCACCUAUCUUUACCAAUCGCGCAACUCAUACCGUCCGGGGUAAAAGGCUUAACUCAACAAAGCAUACGUGGUAACAGUGCGGGAGUAACAUUGGCACAGGGAGGACAAGCCAUACAGCUUGUCGGAUCGCCAAGAUCCAGAGUUGGCCAAAUGGCACGUCAAGUACCAGGAGCUCAGAGUAAAGCGCUGCCAAAUCAAUUAAUGGCUGCUUCGAAAACGGUCACCGCCAAUCAGCUGGUGUUAUCGAGAAAUAAGCAAAUUCUGACACCCAUUGUAGUGGCUGCUUCGAAACCAAUGCUGAUGACAAGUCAAGCAAGCGCAUCUUCCUCUCCAUCAGCGAUAUCGAGUAUUGCCAACAAGCAGACGCUACUCGCUAAAACUCUGAACGCGAGGUCAGCCCAGUGUAACGCCCAACCCGCAACUCUAAACGCUGUGGCUGGUUUGUCGCCGCAACAGCUCCAACAGUUGCAGCAGCACCUGGCAGCACAGCAACAGCAAAAAGCUGCAGGAGCCAGUGCGCUCGCCAAUCCGAUAAGAGCGCAAAUCCAGCCGCGAGGCAGUGGCACUGGCCCUACCAUCAGCGACGAUCUGCUCUGAGCUUCGCUACUCAUGAUCGGCUCUGUUACGUAUUUUCAUCUACUGGGACUAGUAGCCACCAUCGGCCUUUUUCAUUUCACUGCCUGCUGAGAUAUGUAAACGUGCUGUCGCAUGCCCAUAAUCUCUAUACUCGAAAGAAGAAAGAGGCUGAAUUUUCCAGCCAACUCUGUCUGUGCUGCUGUGACGAACCAAUGAUAGCGUUCCAUUGUAAAGUGUGUGUGUGUGUAUGUGUGAGUAUAUAUAUACAUAUAUAUAUACAGACACACACGUACGAAUAUACAUAUAUUUAAAGAAAAACUAUUCGUUAACAGGCUCGCACCUCGUGUUUGUAAAAUUUCGUUCGUCGUAAUAUAAAACUUUCCCUGUUAAUAAUGUUGCCGCCAACAUAAUGUCAAAAGGUUUAAUCGCAAAUAAUCUUGUACAUGUGCUCAGUGUUAAUCUUUAUCGGUUUCUUUUUUUCUUGCGCAAUCUGCAUCUGCCAAUUUUUCCUCCAUAUACAUUCAACGAUUAUUGUAGAUACGUUAAUUAAGAUACAAAAAGCGCGUACACUUACAAUUUGUUUUAUAUAAUAAACACAAUAAAAUUUUGAUUUUUACUCGAACUAUCUUUUUAUAACUCCAGUCUAUGUCUGAUUUCGUAGUCGUUUCAGCUACAUGAUGCAUCUCUCUUAAUAAAUAUUUUUACAUUUAAAUCAAAUUGUAACGAGUUGAUGGAAUUUCAUACUUGAACAUACCGUUGUAUUUUUUUUACUCAUGUACACAAAAUGAAACUUCAUUAAGAAUAAUGUAAAAUGGUUCACGAAAUGAUAAUGAAGAAAUAAUGUGUUUUGAACAAUAUUCUUUAUUACAAAACACCCAGAUCCGGCUGUGUGACUCAGUAUAGCAUUAGACAACGCACAGUAUAUUAUAAAAUGUUUGCCUGUCGCAUCAAAAAUUGCUUAAAAAAGUUCUCAUUUGUAUAUCAUUAAGUCUAGAUAAUCGUUGUCCAUGUAAAAAUAAUUUUUGACUACAAUGUUUUAAACACCUGUAUGAAGUAAAAAAAAUAUGUUUUUCUUCAUGCAC
Molecule: messenger RNA, 5720 nt
Organism: Phymastichus coffea
Lineage: Eukaryota; Metazoa; Arthropoda; Insecta; Hymenoptera; Eulophidae
Product: transcription factor SPT20 homolog
Exons: 18
Coding region: 988-4659 (1223 amino acids)
Biological process (GO): regulation of transcription by RNA polymerase II
Cellular component (GO): SAGA complex
Molecular function (GO): transcription coregulator activity
Source: RefSeq, a predicted model, not a curated record